CACUUCCGUUUCCCUCCGCCAUUCCGCCGCAGUCUGUGUCCGUCCCGGGGGCUGUUGUGUUUCGUCUCGUCUCGCCCAUUGCCGCGCAGGACCCCACGGGGAGCCGGAGAGGCACCACAACACAGGGAGGGAGAGAGAGAGGGCCGGAGCAACGACUGACUGUGAUUAAGUAAUCUGGAAUUAUGUCAGAUAACGGAAAAUUUGAGGAUCGGCCACCUGCCCCUCCUGUACGUGUAAAUAGCACAUUUUUCAUCUCAGGCAGCAAGGAUGCCUCAUCGAGCAACCACAACGCCAAACCCUUGCCAUCUGUGCCUGAAGAGAAGCAAAAACGACCCAAACUCAUAUUCCCGUUCACAAUCACGGGAGACAAAGGAAGUAAGAAAAAAGAUAAAGAACGUCCAGAAAUAUCUCUUCCAUCAGAUUUUGAGCACACAAUUCAUGUCGGGUUUGAUGCUGUAACGGGAGAGUUUACAGGAAUGCCAGAACAGUGGGCACGGUUAUUACAGACAUCCAACAUCACAAAACUGGAACAGAAGAAAAAUCCUCAGGCUGUCCUUGAUGUGCUCAAAUUUUACGAUUCCAAAUCAACAGUAAAACAGAAGUAUCUGAGCUUCACAGAGCAAUCAGAUGGGUUCUCUCCAGUGCCAGCCGUGCCUGGUUCAAAAGGCACUGACCCAUCAGGUGUAGCGACUGUUCCUGAGGAGGAUGAUGAUGAUGAAGCUCCCCCUCCAGUUAUUGCUCCUCGACCUGAACACACCAAAUCUCUUCUCACACGCUCCGUGAUCGAUCCAAUCCCACCUCCUGCCAGCAGAGAAGGGGAUGGUGAUGGCGCUGCAAAAGGAUCUGACAGAUCAAAAAAGAAGACCAAGAUGUCCGAUGAUGAAAUCAUGGAAAAAUUGCGAAGUAUAGUCAGUGUUGGAGACCCAAAAAAGAAAUACAGCCGAUUUGAGAAGAUCGGGCAAGGUGCUUCUGGGACAGUGUUCACAGCCAUUGAUGUGGCAACAGGACAGGAGGUGGCAGUCAAACAGAUCAACCUGCAGAAGCAGCCAAAGAAAGAACUGAUCAUCAAUGAGAUUCUGGUGAUGAAGCAGUUGAGGAACAACAACAUUGUCAAUUUUGUGGAUAGCUACCUGGUUGGUGAUGAACUGUGUGUCGUGAUGGAGUAUCUGGCUGGAGGGUCGCUGACUGAUGUGGUCACAGAAACUUGUAUGGACGAGGCACAGAUUGCAGCUGUCUGCAGGGAGUGCUUGCAAGCUUUGGAGUUUCUACACUACAACCAGGUCAUCCAUCGAGAUAUCAAGAGUGAUAAUGUGCUACUGGGAAUGGAUGGAAAUGUGAAGCUCACUGAUUUUGGGUUCUGUGCCCAAAUCACACCGGAGCAUAGCAAACGGAGUACCAUGGUGGGCACACCCUACUGGAUGGCCCCAGAGGUAGUGACACGGAAAGCCUACGGUCCCAAAGUGGACAUCUGGUCACUGGGAAUCAUGGCUAUCGAAAUGGUCGAAGGAGAACCACCUUACCUGAAUGAGAAUCCACUGAGGGCCUUGUAUCUGAUUGCUACGAACGGCACUCCAGAGCUUCAAAACCCUGAGAAACUCUCGCCAAUCUUCCGAGACUUUUUAAACCGCUGUUUGGAGAUGGAUGUGGAAAAACGAGGAUCUGCAAAGGAAUUGUUAGAGCAUCCGUUCCUGAAACUGGCAAAGCCUUUGUCCAGUUUGACACCUCUGAUCCUGGCAGCCAAGGAUGCUAUGAAGAACAACCGCUAGGAUCCCCUCAUCUCCUCCCAAAGGACCCGGAUCAAGUAUCUCAAUCUGCACCAACAUGGCAGAGCAGCUGUUGAUUCCUACUCUGGCAUUGCCAUGUGCCUGUCAUUGGUCACCUACACAAGCAAGAUUUGUCUUAAAGAAAAGUAUUCCCCAUAGACCUUCUCUCUCCCCUCCCCCUUGACAAUAUCAAUACUUGAACUGCAGAUCAAAAGAAUUGUCUCCGCAGAGGGUAGAUUUUUCCCACAAUUGCUGUUUGCUCUGCCAGUCGCUUGUCUCUUCUUUUCUCCUCAUGGACCUGUAUAGGGUGAGCUGGGCUUUGGGAUGCUCUGCUUGAUGCCUUUUUUUUGUAUAUUGUGUAUCUCAGCGGUGGAUUGCAUCCUUAGAAUUCAGGAGAAAUGUGGAAUAUCUGCCCUGAUUAUGCUUUUACUGUUUUUACUAACAAUCAAAUUCUGAUGGUCAACUUCAUCAGCUACUUCUCAUGCAGCGAAUCACGGGUUCCCUUCGUACCCAUGAGAGAUGUGAUUUUAUUUCUUGGUCUUAAAUGAUGCCUCAAUGACUGUGUGCACCCAUGGAGUAAUCUUAGGGAAGUUAAUUUUUCCGUUACGAUCAUUAAAGACAGUUGAUGUAGUUAGACUAGUUUAAAAUCUUGGCCUGAAUUGGAAGAGCGGUUUCAGAUCAUAUUGGAAAAGCUGGUUUACACUGAAUGUUUUCCCAGCAGCCAUAUGUUUCCCAGUGUCUGUGUUACUUCUACAACUGUCUUGCAUUGAAGUCCUAUGAUAGUCACCUCACUGAAACCAAGUCAGUAAGACUGGUGUUGAUAGAAAUGGGUUGUGUGUGUGUGUAUUUACUGUAAGAACUGGUUAGUUUAGGUGAAAGAGCAGUAUUUGGAUAGUAUUGAAAAGUAAAACAGUAUUCCCAUCUGCUUGGCUAUGUAGGCCAAAAAUCAAGAAACUUGCAUGGUCCCCAGCAUUGAAAAUAUAUUUAUUUUUUAUUAGAAAUCCACUUUUAAAGUGGUUCAUUUUCACAGACCUAUUUAAAAAGGGCAUUCGCCAUCAUAGCAUAGAUGGCAAUAACACAUCAGCUCCCAGUAGCUCAGAUGUAGUAGUUGGGUGCAAAUAAAUGUAAAGUAUUUUUACAUGAAAUGAAAGAACUUGCAUUUUAUCACACUUCUCUGGUAAUUACUGGAAAGCGGCAGUCAUUGGUGCCAACAAGGUCUCAGAAACAGUCACCAGUCACAGUCAUCAGUGAGGCUGCCACUGAGCUUGGCAAGGUGCGCGCACUCAAAAUCUUUGGAUUGUACCGGAGUGAAGAAUUAGCACCCAACUGUCACUAUUUGAAGCUCUGCUGAAGAGGGAAUACUGUCAAAGGUAGAAAACUCAACUUGUUACGGGUUACUCGAGUUCUGUUUUUGGAAAGGCAAGGCAUUGUCCAUCAAUUUCUGGGAGUGUUGGUGAAUGUGUGGCUUGUUGCUGCAAUGAUGUAAGGAUCAAACUUAACAAUAUGCAGAACACAUCCAUUAAGUGCCUAACAUCUGUAAUGAAGUGCCUAACCGCAGAGUCUGACAUAACUGGUGAUUUGGGGUUUUGGACUUUUUUAAUUAAUACUACAAAAAAUAAAAUUUUUAGAAAAA
Molecule: messenger RNA, 3396 nt
Organism: Callorhinchus milii (elephant shark)
Lineage: Eukaryota; Metazoa; Chordata; Chondrichthyes; Chimaeriformes; Callorhinchidae
Product: serine/threonine-protein kinase PAK 2
Exons: 15
Coding region: 183-1766 (527 amino acids)
Biological process (GO): intracellular signal transduction; regulation of MAPK cascade; protein phosphorylation
Cellular component (GO): cytoplasm
Molecular function (GO): ATP binding; protein serine/threonine kinase activity
Source: RefSeq, a predicted model, not a curated record